Molecule: messenger RNA, 1164 nt
Organism: Daldinia caldariorum
Lineage: Eukaryota; Fungi; Ascomycota; Sordariomycetes; Xylariales; Hypoxylaceae
Exons: 2
Coding region: 1-1164 (387 amino acids)
Source: RefSeq, a predicted model, not a curated record
AUGGCUGUUCAUAUCAAAGCACCCCAUGAAGCGGCAGUGCCGUUUUCUCCGUCGAGCAGGCCUCCUUCUGUUGAAAUUCGCCAUCCGGAUUACGACGCUGGACAUGCGUUGUUGUUUCGCUUUCCCGCUUUUGACGAUGGGAUAGAAUAUAACAUCGUCUGGACGGCUUGCUGUAUUGUACUUGGCAAUGCUUGGACUCGAGCAGAAGCAGAUCGGCCUUAUUUGUCCCUCACCCAAACUAGAGGGUCGCCAGCACUAGUCGUUCCCGCCGAUGGGAUACUUUCUGUCGGAGCGUAUUACCUCCACGACCCUAUCUUUGCUACCGACGAAGAAUCGCCCUAUCCUAUCACGCCUAACUUCCAUCAUUGGGAAUUCCCGCAUAACAAUGUUCCUUCCCUUUGGUUGGAGAGUCACGGCAUUCAGCCGAAUCCCACCCGUUUGUACGCGACAUCCCCCGGCAACUUUCGCGAUAAGGUCCUCGUUCGAGAUGAAUCCUGUCGCAUGACACUCUCUCGCGGUGGUGUUGAGCAAGCCUAUUGGGUUCCUAUCUCUGCGGACGAUUGGUUCAACGACAACAUGAUGGAGAGAUAUCAUUCGGAAGACACCUCAAUCGGCGUUCGGGAUCUGUCAAAUACCAUUCUGCUUCGCGCAGACGUCCACAAGAUUUGGGAUUCAAAAGACCUGGUCAUGCAUAUGCUCAGCGCCCACGAUAAACAAGAGAAGCUGGAGCUCUGGCACAACAGGCAGCCUCACACGCUAUACGGUAUUCGACCCGAGUUCGUGUUUGCCCGUUUCGCUUGGACGAUAUUCAACAACGAGCUGUUCCGUAUCUUCAAUUCCAGGCGGCCACAGGGUUGGAAGAUACGUGUUCGGGAGGAUGAUCCAAAGGCCGAGACACGUAAACACGUUAUCCAACACGCAUUUAAGCGAGCCGAUAUCCCGCUGGCUCCAUUUCAGCAAGAGAAGAAGCACAAACGCACCCCAGAAACUAUUGGAGAUCUCAUGUCCCCUACCGACUAUGACGAUUAUGUGGAAAAUCCUAAUUAUUGGUUUUAUUCUGUUAGUCGUGGGGAGAUGGUGCGUUGGAGUGAUGAGGAAGGAGAGUCAGAUGGUGAUUAUGACAGUGAUUCCCCAAGAGGGUUGCAAGAAGGCUCGUUUGAAUGA